UUGCAAACUCUUCAAACGUGAUAAGAAUUUUAGUUAGGUCACGUUUACGACAGUAAGUACCUUAUAACAAUAAAAGAAGCACCCAGUUCACCUCUGGAACGUAGAAACACUAUCCAGGCGUCAAUUGAAGGAAGAUCCAGUCCCCAAAAUAAGUAACAGAACGCAAGACAGAUAAGAUAAAAAUGUCAAUAACUUUGAAAACUUUGAUCAAGUUUCAGAGCAGAUUUUGCAGGGAAAGUUCAAAGGUUGUUUCAAACUUCUCGACAAGUUCCAGAGAUGACGCAAGGAGGGAUUACAAGCUGGUUAUUGUUGGAGGAGGUACGGGUGGAACAGCUAUCGCAAAUAAAUUUGCAAAGAAGCUUGGAAAAGGAAAAGUUGCUGUUGUCGAACCAAGUGAGACCCACUAUUACCAGCCUAUGUUCACUCUGGUGGGGGGAGGUAUCAAGACCCUCUCCCAGACAGCCUCACCCUCAGACUCACUCUUCCCAAAGGGAGCUGAUUGGAUAAAAGACAGAGCCGCAGCUUUCGACGCAACUAACAAUGUUGUCACCACUGAGAAUGGAGAUGAGCUACACUAUGACUACCUUGUGAUAGCAAUGGGAAUUCAGAUGAACUUUGAUCAGAUCAAAGGUUUAACAGAUGCCUUGGACCAUGACCCAAUGGUGUGCUCCAACUACAACCCUGCAUAUGUUAAUAAGACAUUCAACGCAAUAAAUAAAUUCAAGGAAGGCAAUGCCAUCUUUACCUUCCCCAAUUCGCCAAUUAAAUGUGCAGGAGCACCACAGAAGAUUAUGUAUUUGGCAGAUUACCACUUUCGCAAGAUGGGAAAAAGAGACAAGGCAAAUAUCCUGUACAACACCAGCCUCCCAGUUAUAUUUGGGGUGAAGAAAUAUGCAGAUGCUCUACUAGAAGUGGUCAAAGACAAGGGCAUCACUACCAACUUCCGCACUUGCUUGACAGAAAUCAAACAUGACAGUAAGGAGGCAGUAUUCCAGAAUCUUGACACUGGCGACAAUCAAACAGUAAAGUAUGAGAUGCUACAUGCAGUGCCACCUAUGUCAUGCCCAGAUGUACUAAAGAAACACCCUGAUCUGGUAGAUGAAACUGGUUGGGUGAAUGUCAACAAGAACACGCUUCAACAUCAAACAUACUCAAAUAUAUUUGCAUUGGGGGACUGCACCAACAUGCCCACAUCAAAAACUGCAGCUGCUGUUUCUGCACAAUCUGGUAUUCUACAGAAGAACCUCAACGCAGUCAUGGAUGGCAAAGCAGCCACACCUCUUUAUGAUGGUUACACAUCAUGCCCCUUGAUAACAUCCAAAGGCAAAUGUAUCAUGGCAGAGUUUGGAUUUGACGGACCCCUUGAAACCUUCCCAAUAAAUCAAGCAAGGGAAAGCAGACUUAUGUAUCAUCUCAAGAAAGAUUUUAUGCCUGCCCUUUACUGGAUGGGAUUGGUGAAGGGGCACUGGAAUGGACCAAAAGUGUACCGUAAACUCUUCCAUCUUGGAAUGGGCAAAUAGAUGUCUCCUUCGUCAGCAGAGAAGCUGAUUACCCAUGAUUCCCAGAUGCUACAAUGAAUAGAGGAACUGAUAACCCAGGACCUUCACACGUUUCAAUUAACAUUACAGUGUAGGGUUGAAUGUUAUAAUUAACAGGGAAGUGAUUACCCAGCAUUCCCAAAUGUUAUAAUUAAAUGAGGAACUGGUAUUUGACCAUAGAAUGUACAUGCACAAUUACAUUUUCUUCACAUUUUUGAUAUUUUGAGUUAUAUGGCUUAUGAAUAUUUCGAUUCAAAUGGGAAUUAGUUGGCUGAAUAUUCAGUAUAAGACUGCUACAGUAUUAGUUUUAGCCCUAUUCCAACGGUAUUUGAGUUUUUGCCUGGAUGGACAGACGGACGUAAGUACGGACAUACAUACAGAUGGACGGAGGCGUUCCCUGUAUCCC
This is a messenger RNA of Owenia fusiformis, 1944 nucleotides long. Lineage: Eukaryota; Metazoa; Annelida; Polychaeta; Sabellida; Oweniidae. The record is from the annotation of a GenBank genome assembly.